CAACUCUGUCUCACAAUUCCUUGAAAUGGCCACGUGACGCAGCUAUUUCCCGUCUGAGGCCGCCUCCGCACGAGCUCCGAGGACAGGGAUUAACGGCACCGUCGCCCCGUUUUCUGUGAAGAAUAAAUCCAAAAGUUUAUCAAAUUAAAUACACAUCCGUGCUUACAUAUGGAGCUUAAGUGAGGAGAAAGUCGUCGGUAGUCGACCAGGUAAGUGAAGGUUAGAUACCUCUGCAUGUCCGCCUGUGGGAAGAGCAGAUUCAUAUCGGACUUUGAAGCAGUUGUGGGCGUCAUGUGGUGUAGUUAAAUCGAAACCACUGACACAAGAAACAAAAAAGCAAAAACUUGACUGUACGUAAAUCUUUAACGAUAACAGAAGAAAAAAAAAUGUACGCUGUGAGUUUGAGUUUCAAAGUUUUAAAGUCGCUGGAUCUCGAAUCACAGCGAUCUACCCCGAACGGAAGGUGAGAGGGGAAGCUGCCAAACAGGUUGCGUCGAAACGUUGGAGUCAUUUUUCGAGAUUGACAAUCGACAGAAUAGUUCAGUUUUGGUCAUUUGGAUCCAUAUAAACUUAUGUUUUUGUCUACUCCAAAUUCAUUUUUUUAAAACAAGGCUAUAUGACUCUCUCCAUUACAAGCUGCUAUGGAGAAAACGAAUAUGAAUAAACAUAACACCCAAUUGUUAAGACUUCAAACUCAAUUUAAGGACUGAUGUUUGGCAUGAAAUUGAAAUUCUUUUACCUUCAUUUGAACAAAGUGAUCAACAGAGUCUCUAUUUUACCUCUUACUCACCUGUGUUAAACUUUAUCACCUGAGGAAGUCAUUGAGAAAACACACCUCUGUAACCUCAGCCCCCUCCCUAAUAUUAAUUCAUGGUUACUGGAGUUAACUUGCAGACCUAUAAGUCUUAAAGUGAUGAUAAAUGAUCACUUUCUCCCUUGCUGUAUGCUCUGAUCAAUGAGUGAGACAUAGUUUCAGUUAGGCUGUGGAGUCUACAGAGGUUUUCUGCACAAAUAUAAGAAAUGGAUGUCUAAAAAACUCAACAGGUACAUCUAAAUGAAACUAACCUCAUAAUGACACGCCAUAUGAAUUUCGUGUCGACAGCUUAAAUGUUUAAAUAGUACCCAGAAAGGACUUGGAUUCAUUCCUAACUAAAUGUCAGCGCAAGGUCAGGUUGCUCCUCAAGUGUGUGGGCUCAUCUAGACUUAAAAAUCACAAUAUUAGUGGAUAAAAACAAGAAGGAAUCACAAUUAUUAUCCCUGGCUUAAAGAAGAAUUUCUAAAAGUGUUUGAGUCCACUUAGUUCCUCUAGUCAUUUUUAACAUAUUGGGUUUUUUGUAGGUCGCUUCAGAUGGACUAAGCACAGCCUGUAAGACGAUGGAGAGAGGUGUCCCCGGAGGAAGAUGGAGCCAAAAAGUGCCUGUUGGCACAGUACUGUUGCUCAUGGUGAGAAAUGUGUAACAUCAGUACCUAAAAACUGCAUGAACACAUGAAAAAAUGUACAUUUAGGGAAAACUUCCUUGUGUAUUUAUUGUGUACUCUGUGUUACAGUGCAUCCCUACUUUGGCAAUGUUACAACCUGCACAGGAGAGGAAGUGUCCAGACUGGGAGUAUCUUUCCGAAAAAGGAUUUUGUUGUAACAAAUGCCCUAAAGGUACUUUUCAUCCUCUUGCUCAACAUAAUUGGAUCACAGACACCGGCAACUAACUUAUUCUAUAAAACCCAUUGUACAAGGACAUAACUUUGAUGUUUGUGUUUUCCAGGUUUUAAACUUUUAGAAGAAUGUUCUGGUCCGAAUCAGAGGAGUAACUGCACACCCUGUCCUGCACCCUUUCAAUACAGCGAUCAUAUGAACCACUUCCCAACAUGCAAAAGUUGCAAACGCUGCAGCAGUAAAGUCCAUCUUAUCUCUCUCCAUUGAUAUCUGUCUUUAUUCUCAUGUUUUCUAAUUUCAGAUAAAGUCUAAUUCAUCUUUUAUUUCUUAUCUGUCAUCCAGGAUCAGGACAUGAAAUAGAGAUAACGCCGUGUAAAAGAGACCAAAACACUAUUUGUCGCUGUGUGGAGGGUUAUUACAGAUCCUACAUUGAUUCCCAAACCUACGAUUGCAUCAAAUGUUCACAGUGUGGAUCUAAUGAGAGAGUAAAACAGACAUGUGAGUUGAUGAUCUUGCAAUGGAGAGACAAUUUUAAAAAGCUCUAAAUGUGUUAACCCUCUGAUUUGUCAGUUACUUCCUUUGUGAUUGUGACUCUUGUAUUUUUCAUGGUUUGUACAGGCUCACCAGAAAACAACACUGUGUGUGAAUGUGCAGAGAAUUACCACAGAGUCAAGCACAAGUGUGAACCCUGCAAAGAGUGAGUAGACCUCAGUCUGUGAACAUGCGUUGUUCCUAUUCUGCAGUUUGGGAUGGAUUUAUUUAAAGCCGGUAAUGGAGAAGUUAGUUUGCUGAAUCGAAACUUGCAGUCAUGUCCAACCUUGGUCAAUCUUUCCAUUUGUUUAGACAAAAGAGAAGUUACGAGACUUACAAAUUUUGCCACUGACGCUGUAAAAUUUACUAAACAAGUGGUCAUUUGUUAAAAAAAAUACUUCCUCAUAGACCCUCUGUUGUAACUGGAUUCCCUGCAGUUACCAGUCUUUCAGGUGUUUGUGUGAUAUUGCUGUUAAGUUUCAACUGUUGGAUAAAAAUCUUCUCAAAUGUGCCAAAAGAAGAAGUUAAACUUGAAUAUCUCUUUUGGUUAGACAGGGAAAUACAGCUUAAGUUGGCAUUAUGAUAAGACAACUUUAAAAAUGUUCUCACUGAUCAGCACCAAUCAUAUACUAGAGGGAGGCUGCACUUAUAUGCUACUUCCUUUCCUCAGAAAUCUACCAUUUCUUGGCGACUGAAACAGAUGACACAUUAAUCCAUUUUGAACUGACACCAGUUUCCUGUGUCAUUCUAACUGUGCUACUGUACUUAAAGUGUUAACACGCCCUCACUUAAACUCAUAUACUGGUGUAUAAAAAGCGACCCCAGCUCCUGGGUUGAUCACUUCCUCUAUAGAUGUAACACUUCCUCCUCAAUGUUGUGAACCGUGUUUUCUGUUCUCCACAGAUGUACCACUGGGUGCAAUCAUCUCUGCUUAUCCCCCGUUGUCAGUACAACAGGUGAGCACUUGUUACUGGGGAUUGAUCAUCAAGCCAACUUUGAUGAUCUUGACUUUUGCCUGUUAUUUGUGUAAAUGUCUUUCCACUGUGACCCAUCCACAAGACUUAUGUAUCUGAUCAAGGCUUUUAUUGUUAAGUAGAUCCUACCUACUUACUAAAAUACAUACAUACCUGCAUACAUUCAUACAUAGAUACAUACAAGUUGCAGAGCGACCAUUUUUUUCCUGCAAAAAAAUGAGCUUUUAUUUUGUAGUAAUAAGAUAAAUUAGCAAAAUAUGCGUGGUAGUCUCAGCACUUGGAGUCAUAGAGUCUGAGGAGUGACAAUGAAUGGCUGUCUGGAGUGGGAGGUAUCAUAGGAAAAACAUUUUGAUUUAAACGUUUAGAAUAUUAGAAUAAUCUAAUAAACAUCAGACAGCUUACAUUAUUUUGUCAUGUAAGCCUUAGGUUUGCAUAAUUGUAGGAACUAUUCUUUGUUAUUCGGUUUAUGCAAAAAUGUCAAAAUAGCGAAUCAUUACAAAAAUCAAAGUUUUAAGUUUUAAAAGAAAGUGAUGAUGCAAAUGAUUUCGAAUUUAUUCUUUACAUUUUAAUUUGAGUUAACAUUUUUUUAAUUUAUCUAGUUAUUUUUAAUUGAUUAAUUAUUUCGUCCAAUUCUGCCAGACCCAUUAAGCGAGAAGUUUCCAUCGUAUUUAUACAUUUUGCCUGUUGUGCUCAUGAACAAGAUAUUUGAAAUCUUUAAUUAAAACAAUAAUCAUUAUAUAAACUUGGUAAAAAAAAAAUGAUAGAACACAUAUUUAAUGUGAAUCCAUGCUCAUGUUUCCUCUUGUGUCCUUUUGGAUUCUUAAGCAGCUCCUGGAUCUGGGGAGAAGUAUUUGAUGGACAUAAUAGGAGUUGCAGCUGGGGCUCUGGUGAUGUGCGGCGUGAUUGUUGUUAUCACCCACAUUGCAACAAAAUGGUCCACGAGGAAACAGUUGCUGAGAUCAUCCUCCGGAACAUCUGACAACUCUCAGGAGUCCUGUGAGGUACACUGAUUUAACCGUCUUUGGUUACUUUUCCCCAUUGGAUUUACAUUUACACUGAGUAUAUUUCAUUCUUCUCUUGUCUCACAGAGAGACCUAAUAUACAAGGAGCAGCAUUCACACAUCUGUGUUGAAGCUGUUCCUGAAUGUCCUCAGGGUGAAAGUGACCCAGAGCCCUCCAAUCCACUUGACCGUCCUCGUCUGGAAAUCAAGAGUGAGUGUCCAACCUGACCUGACCUUCAGGUCUAUCAGAAUCAGAAAUACUUUCUCAGAAGAGGAGAUAAAUAAUAGAUAAAAUAAGUAAAAAUAAAGACAUAAUCAAAAUAUACAAUAUGUAUACAGUUUUACAAUAUACAAGUAUGCACACUAUAUACAACACAAAAUAGUAAAAUAUGGUCUAAUAACUAAUUCAAGCAGGUCGAUGCCUGAAUAGGAAUAAGAUGUUAUUUGUGCAUUAGCUGAAUCUUUAGCUCAUAACAAAGAAUAACGUUUUGAUUAAGCAUGUGUGACCUUCUGUGAGAACCACGCACUCCAGAGCUAAACAGUGUUAUUGGUUUAGUUUUUUGAAGUAAUAGGGAUGAGAACAGGAAGAGAAAUAGCAAGGAAAUCAGCUGUCAUUCUGUCUGCGCUAAGGCAGUCAUGCUUUAGAUCGGUUUACUGUUGGAUAGGAGAAUAAAAGUUUAAUUCCAUAAAACAUGAUGUAUAAUGCACUUGAUCUACCAUGACAUUAAAAUAUGAUAGUUUGUGUGAACAUAACGAAAAAGUAUUUAGUAUCCUGUCGGAUUAACUCUAAUUUCUCUUUCUUUCUCCUCUUCCCCUGCUGCAGUCCAUGACUUGAUCUACACAGUUCUGGAUCUGGUUUCUGUACAGCAGAUGAAGCAGCUGAUGCGCUCUCUCGGUGUGAGGGAUACAGACAUCGAACGUGCAGAGCUGGAUUACAGAGGCUCGCGGGAGGCUCACUACCAGAUUUUAAGGAUGUGGGCUGAGAGAGGGUCCACAGGAGGGAGAUGUGGAAUACUGCAAGAGUCCUUACUGCAGGAGUUGUUGGACAAACUGAGGGAGAUGUAUCUGGGACGAGCGGCCGAAGAGCUGGAGACAAAGUACGGCAUUCAGUGAUUCUGCAGUGCCUGCCAAGUGGAUCCAAAAGCUUAUGAAUCCAAGUCUUGUUCUUUUUAGAGACUCACUCAUGGUGCUAUAAUCAAAGAGGUUUUAUUUCACAGCAGCCAGCGUCACUGAAAACUCUACCUCCCCUCCUGCCAAUCACUCGCUUAGAUGACAGGGUCAAACUACUGAGAGCGACGGAUCAGAUGGUUCCAGACGGAGGGGUCACUGAAAAUGUAAUUUUGCACUGGUGAAUGUGUAAAAAAAUGUGCAACAUAAGCUUCAGGGGAUAAUGGCACUUUGCGGGGACACAGCUUUUCCUCACGUGUACAGAUUUAGAUGAUAAGAUCACUCGGACUCUUCUCAGCAAUCAAACUUCUUAACAGAUUCUAUUUUUAACCAAAUACGGAGUGUAAAGCCAAAAUUUGACAUUUCACAAGGAGUAACAUGUUGGAUUUUUCGUUCGCAUGCUGUGAGCCAAAGAGGUAAAAGUGACUGAGAAUCAAAACUGGCUGUUUUGAGUUUCCAGAACAGUUUCCAAAGCUAUCAGCCUUCAGCUUUAGACUGAUUAUGAAAUGAUUUUCUUAUUUAACCAUGCUGAAACACAAGUCAUUAUAUUUCUACUAAGGUCAAAUUAAACCUUUAUGGCUGGGGAAAACUUCUUUGAGAUGCGCUGUUUUUUAGUAUCACUUUGCUUGAAAGAAUGCCUUUUAGAGAUAUAAGGAAAUUAUAGAGUUUAAGAUCUUAUACUGUUUAUGUUUAUUAUUUAACAUACAUUGUUGAUGUGAUGACUGUAUUGUGUAUUCAUUCACAACUCUCUGAUAUAAAAACUAUUUCUCGUAGAUAAGAGAAUUGCAGAAUUGAAAAGACAGGUGAGACAAACAUGUUUUUGUUUUAUUGCCAAGAGGGAACUGCGAGCCAGCUAGUAACGUUAAAGUAGUUCCUCUUUGAAUCAUAAAAGGUCAUAAUCUUUUGGGAACAUUCGCAAAACAAGGGAAGUCUGCAGUUCCUACUUAAUGUAGACUGGAUCCCCGUCACUUUUCAUAGCCACAUUUGCAUUCUUUUCAGCCCCAUCAUACAAGCUUUAUUCAUGGCUGUUAAUGGAAAGAGGACACGCCUUGUCUCAGUAUGCCUCAGCCAAAACAGCUUUUAUAACACCAGUCUUGGCCUGCAGAUUCUGAUAUGAAUCAGCCACAGUCUGACGGACUAAGGAGGUGUCAUUUAGCACUUUUUAUCGAACUAAAUUGUCUGAACGUUUAUUGAGUGAAUAGUCAAUGCUAAUGUUGAGCCUUGUACACAAGAUGUUAUAUUCCUAUUUGAACUUUUAAUAAAUAUUUCAUGCAUGUUGAUGUUUGUAUCUGGAGCAUGAUUAUAAGGUUGAAAAACUAUUUCAGUGCCCAUAAGGAUGUGAAGGGUAUCAAACUUGAGGCACCUUGCCGGUCUACAUUCCUUCUUGCUUCCUUAAACAUUUAAUCAGAUUUACUUUAUUGUCUUUUCUUAUGCACUAAAAAAUGUCAUUUUUCUCACCAUGACCUGCCGUGACCUUGUCUCUUUUUUUCUUUCCUGUAGCUACUUUAUUUUGGUUUGUUCACAUCCGUAAAGCUCACCUUGUCUUA
Messenger RNA from Xyrichtys novacula (pearly razorfish), 6871 nucleotides. The record is from the annotation of a GenBank genome assembly. NCBI's taxonomy places the organism in Eukaryota, Metazoa, Chordata, Actinopteri, Labriformes, Labridae.